CUGCAGUCACGGCUUGCACCAGCACCAAUCUAUCCCCGUUUGUUGUGGCGCGAGGUGAAAUCGCCGAUAACCGAAACCGAGCCGCGAGGUCGAAGCGACUUCCACGCUCGAAAGCGUGAGAGUCGACGAAGCCUGGACGAUAGCAGGUGUGCGGAUAAAAGUACAGCGACUGUGUUCGGAGAGUUGUACGAGACGACGCGCGUGACUCGCUGCCGCCGACUGACGGGGCGCGCCGCGACUUACCCGGCCUCACUACCACACGCGCACUCGCGCACACUCACAACUCACGAGUCGCCUCCGCCGCUCGCCGCUCGCCGCACGCCGCACGCCUCGCGCCGCGCGCCAUACACCGCCUCGCGUUACAUUCGCGCCUCCACGGACGCAUUUACCGACAAUAUUUUCAUUUCAAAUUUGACUUUAAAAUCUUCGUGUCCAUCGAAGCGACGCCGACUACUAGCUUGA
Danaus chrysippus (African queen) is the source of this 462-nucleotide messenger RNA. The record is from the annotation of a GenBank genome assembly. Lineage: Eukaryota; Metazoa; Arthropoda; Insecta; Lepidoptera; Nymphalidae.